Molecule: messenger RNA, 1564 nt
Organism: Stereum hirsutum FP-91666 SS1
Lineage: Eukaryota; Fungi; Basidiomycota; Agaricomycetes; Russulales; Stereaceae
Exons: 1
Coding region: 16-1554 (512 amino acids)
Source: RefSeq, a predicted model, not a curated record
AAUCCAUAUUACAACAUGCGUGUCUUGUAUUACGCCAACAAACGCAUUCAAUCGCUCUCUCAACUCUUCAUGGCUUGUCUCGACUCCAAUAUCAAUCCAUACCCAUCCAACCGCGCUCUCGAUGCCCUCGAACUCGCCGACAUUGUUCGCGGCCCCAGCCCUUACUCCAUGCCUAGGGGCAACAAACGCAGUCUAUCGCUUCCCCUCGACGGCGUCGUCGGCGAUACCAUACUUCCCGAACUUCAACUCGAGUCGGUGGAGCCUGUGCCGAGGUCCCCUACGCCGGUACCGGAAGAAACCAACAUCGAACGAACUCGUCGAACGAGGAGCCGGAGCCGUAGCUGCUCUGCGGCGGCUACGACGUCAUUGUAUCCUCUUCCGUCCAUCGCCGAAGAAGUCUCCGAAUUCGCGUCGAACGUGGCUACUAUGCCCUCGGAGGAUGUCAUGUGUUCCGCCUCUUCUACGUCCUCGUCCUUCAUCGUCCUAUCCUCUCUCAGUACCGACGACACCCCCAGCCUCCUGAAUCAAGAUCUUAUGCUCCUUCCCUCCGCCUCCGCCACAUCCUCUACCUCGUCUGGUUCCUUCUCUAACGACCCUUUCUCCCUCUCGCUUCGUCGGCCUGUGCCCUACGUCUCUGUCCCUGUUCCCACGACCCCCGCUCCGCCCCCGCUCUACUCCUUCGCGGCUUCGACUGGGACUUCGUCCAACUCGUCCAACUCUUCUAACUCCUCCGGCGGCGACCUCGAGAUUCUCACCCCGACUAGCAGCCCCCUCUUCCACAGUCCUGGUCGGCUUGGUCUAGGUCUAGGUCUCGGGGCUGGACUCGUUAACGGAGGCGUCCACGGACAGGGAUUAGGAGUUCACGGCCUCUACAAAGACUCUGGCGAAGCGUUCGACGGACUAGGACUCGUUCCGCGUACACCCUUACAUCUGCGCUUACGAUCCAGCUCGCAUUCGUCGGAAUCGUCUUCUUCCAGCAGCGGUGGCGGUUCUAUCUCCAGCUCGCCACCCAAGCCACCUACACGUAUCUUCCUCGAAGAGAUCUUGGCGACGUUCUCCGAUUCUGUCCUCCUUUCGUCUUCUGCUGCUACUGCUGCUCGCCCUCAGGCCAUGCCUCUCACGCCUUCGAACUCCGAGUCGACUUGCGAUAUUUUUAUCGCUUCUCAUACUCCGUCUCGUGUGCAGGACGCUGGUGGUAACACCAGUAGAUCGCCCAUCGCUUCGCGUGGCGCCUUAUUCGCGAGCUCGCCAUCGACGGUCAAGGUUCGCUCAGGUCUUCUUCAGGUACACGGCUUGUGCGAAGCCCUCGAUUUUUGUGAGGAUUCGGAGGAGAGGAGUCGGUCGUAUAGUGUGUCGAGCGGGAGUUCGGUUGGGAGGUCACCGAGUGCUGGGAACGAGAGGGGUCAGGGGGUCAGGAUGGUUGGGAUUGGGAGGGGGUCGGGGUCCUUGAGGAGGGAAACGGUGGCGAGUCGGGCGAGGGGGUCUGGGAGGCCGAGAAGUAUGGGUGAGUGUGUGGGUGGCGAUGGAGUGGUGAGGCCUACGUGGAGGUAUUAAGUUCGAUGGG